CCAGGACCAGUGUGGGACGUGCAGACUGAAUGUAGUCGCUGUGUUUUGAUAGGAAGAAAAGGAGCCCCCCUAUUUUUCUAUUUGCAUCGAUGGGACAGCGGAGAUGUGUUUUUGUUUGCUUUUUUUUUUUACCCCAACAGACUGAUUGAGGGGAGGCUUCGGGGAGCCGCUUCCACAAGAGGCUGAAUUCUCCUCUCAGCCAUCUUGCCUGCCUGCCUGCCUGCCUCUCCGCCGCCCUGAAGGCUGUUUCCUCUCCUCCUCCUCCACCUCCUCCUCCUCCUCCUGCUGCUGCUCAUUCUGCUCCCUGCUCCCCCUCGGCUCAGAGUAAACACGGCGUGCACAGCUGCGUGCAGCUCCGUGCAGGAUCCCGACGGAGGCGAGGAUGGGCUCGGCGCGCAGCAUCUGAGCUGGACUGGUCUGGAUAGGACUGAGGAGAAUCUGAAGGCUGGUGGGGGGGGGGGAAACAUGGACCUGUGUGGGAUUUACCUGCUCCUCUCGCUCGCCCUCCUUCCCCGAUCCAGCUGCACCACGGCCAAGGAGAUCACCUGCCAGGAGAUCGCCGUGCCCCUGUGCAAAGGCAUCGGCUACAACUACACCUACAUGCCCAACCAGUUCAACCACGACACGCAGGACGAGGCGGGACUGGAGGUGCACCAGUUCUGGCCCCUGGUGGAGAUCCAGUGCUCCCCGGACCUGAAGUUCUUCCUCUGCAGCAUGUACACCCCGAUCUGCCUGGAGGACUACAAGAAGCCGCUUCCGCCGUGCCGGAGCGUGUGCGAGCGCGCCCGGGCCGGCUGCGCGCCCCUCAUGAGGCAGUACGGCUUCCCCUGGCCGGACAGGAUGAGGUGCGACCUGCUGCCGGUGCAGGGCAACCCGGACACCCUGUGCAUGGACUACAACCGGACUGACUCCACCACGGUGUCCCCUUUGCUCUCCAAGCCCACGAACCACCCGGGCCGGGGGGGCCACAUCAACCCCGCCAAGAGCAAUAAGCCCGGCAGACCCAAGCCGGCCGCGGCGCCCUGCGAGCCCGGCUGCAAGUGUCUGGAGCCCAUGGUGUCCGUGAGCACGGAGAGACACCCGCUCUACAACCGCGUGAAGACCGGCCAGGUCCUGAACUGCGCCGUGCCGUGCCACAACCCUUACUUUACGCACGACGAGCGCGCCUUCACCGCGUUCUGGAUCGGACUGUGGUCCGUGCUGUGCUUCGUGUCCACCUUCGCCACCGUGGCCACGUUCCUCAUCGACAUGGAGAGGUUCAAGUACCCGGAGAGACCCAUCAUCUUCCUCUCCGCCUGUUACAUGUUCGUGUCGGUGGGGUACAUCGUGCGCCUGAUCGCGGGCCACGAGAAGGUGGCGUGCAGCCGCGAGCUGGACGUGGAGCACAUCCACUACGAGACCACGGGGCCGGCGCUGUGCACCGUGGUCUUCCUGCUCGUGUACUUCUUCGGCAUGGCCAGCUCCAUCUGGUGGGUGAUCCUGUCCCUGACGUGGUUCCUGGCCGCGGGCAUGAAGUGGGGCAACGAGGCGAUCGCCGGGUAUUCCCAAUAUUUCCAUUUGGCAGCUUGGCUCAUCCCCAGCAUGAAGUCCAUCGCCGUGCUGGCGCUCAGCUCCGUGGACGGGGACUCCGUGGCCGGCAUCUGCUACGUGGGGAAUCAAAACCUGGACAACCUGCGGGGCUUUGUGCUCGCUCCCUUGGUGAUUUAUUUAUUCAUCGGCACCAUGUUCCUCCUGGCCGGGUUCGUCUCCUUGUUCCGGAUACGCAGCGUCAUAAAGCAAGGGGGCACCAAAACGGACAAAUUGGAGAAGCUGAUGAUUAGAAUAGGGAUUUUCACUGUGCUCUACACGGUUCCGGCUACGAUUAUAGUGGCCUGCUACUUUUACGAGCAGCACAACCGGCAGAGUUGGGAGAUUACGCACAACUGCUCCAAGUGCCUGCUGGAGCGGGAGCGCAGCAGCCCCGACUACGCCGUGUUCAUGCUCAAGUACUUCAUGUGCCUUCUGGUGGGCAUCACGUCCGGGGUGUGGAUCUGGUCCGGGAAGACCCUGGACUCGUGGAGGACUUUCUGCACCCGGUGCUGCUGGGGCAGCAAGGGCACCGGGGGGUCCAUGUACAGCGACGCCAGCACGGGGCUGACGUGGAGGUCUGGCACGGCCAGCUCCGUGUCCUGCCCCAAGCAGAUGCCUCUGUCCCAGGUUUGAGUGGACCAUGGUGAAGGACGCAAAAAAAAAAGCAGCUUAUUAAUAGGAGGACUGCUAAUUGUUCAGGAGAUAACCCCAUCACACAUUGUGAUGCUGCUGCUGAUGCGGAGGUGCAGCCCUCUGUCAGAACAAUGCGCCUGGCACUCAUACAAGUCAAUCACUUUUUAAGCCUGGAUUAUGGUUCUGCGUUAAAUCGACGCGCGUAGCCUACGGCGUAG
Cololabis saira (Pacific saury) is the source of this 2420-nucleotide messenger RNA. It is a transcript of the gene fzd8a, whose product is annotated as frizzled class receptor 8a. Lineage: Eukaryota; Metazoa; Chordata; Actinopteri; Beloniformes; Belonidae. Gene Ontology annotation, molecular function: Wnt-protein binding; Wnt receptor activity. The transcript has a single exon. Gene Ontology annotation, cellular component: plasma membrane. The record is from RefSeq and is a predicted model, not a curated record. Gene Ontology annotation, biological process: canonical Wnt signaling pathway; non-canonical Wnt signaling pathway. The coding region runs from base 466 to 2202 and encodes 578 amino acids.